Messenger RNA from Anneissia japonica, 849 nucleotides. RefSeq names its product rho GDP-dissociation inhibitor 1-like. Gene Ontology annotation, cellular component: cytoplasm; cytosol; membrane. Gene Ontology annotation, biological process: Rho protein signal transduction. NCBI's taxonomy places the organism in Eukaryota, Metazoa, Echinodermata, Crinoidea, Comatulida, Comatulidae. The record is from RefSeq and is a predicted model, not a curated record. Gene Ontology annotation, molecular function: Rho GDP-dissociation inhibitor activity; protein binding.
AGUGGAUAAAUCAAGUUUUAUGGUUGGAAGUUAUGGACCAAAAAAUGAAGCUCAUAAAUAUGUAACAGCAAUUGAUGAGGCUCCUAAAGGACUGAUAGCACGCGGUCACUAUACUGUUAAAAGCAAGUUCACUGAUGAUGACAGAAUCAGUCACCUAGAGUGGGAAUGGACUUUUGAUGUCAAGAAGGAUUGGGAAUGACUGUAUUAUACAGUAGCAAGUAAAAUUCAGAAAUUAUCAUCUCUAAAAAGUGGCAUCUUCAUAAUAUUACAAUGCUGAAGAUUAGAAGCAAAUUUGAAAAUUCCCACCUUUGUUUACAAUUUCUACGAAUAUUUUUAGAUGUGUUUACCUAAUUCUAGCUCUGGAAGUUAAAUUAAGCAUAUAGUUGCAUUUACUGAUUAUAUAGUUUUUUAUUUGGAAAUUAAUUAUAAUUACAAUUCAAUUGCUUUUACAAACUUAAGUAGUUAAUUAAAUUAUUAUUUUAUUCAUUUUGUCAAGAAAGUAUUAAAUAUGAAACUACAAAAUUUAAAUACCACAAUUAAUAACAAAGUUAUUAACAAAGAAAACAUUUAAAGAUAUACACAGUUUGAUAACUUUAAUAUACAGGACAAUUCUUGAUAGCAUCCAAAACCGAAAAGCCACUGUUAUCCACAGACUGAGCUGCUAAUGGAUUUCUUGGAUAUUGUAGUUCAUUUGAUUCAAUAUUUCAGCAAUCACGCUCUUCCAAGUUUUCUUUAAAACUUAUUAUUAAAACAUAUUAUGAUGAUAAUGAUUAUUAUUAUUAGUAGAGGUAUCAUAAUUUUUGUUGCAAAUAGAUAUAGAUUUAUUUUUAAAGGUAUAUAAUUGAUAAA